UGUAAUCCUUGCUCACCCUUGGUUGUAUGACACCCCCAAGCAUGGAGGUGUGUGUGUGAGAAAAAUGUAAUGUUGAUACGGAGACUGAAUAGACACAUAUGCGAGAGGGAAAACGGGGUUUACGGUGGAAAAGAAGCACACGUCGACUGACUCUCGCCCCCCGGUGAAUCCCAUGUGUUUUUUCGGGGUGGGUCCCACCCAAAAUAUCCGUAAUCCUGCAAUGGGCUGUGGGGCUCUACUGGGAAAAUCCUCUAGCAGCUGUUUAGAGAGCCGAAGAUAGGACCAAGACAUCGGACCGAGACAAACGAAGGCCUGUUCGCUUUUGUCCUGCGCUUCUCGGCCCGGUGUCUGACUCGUGCAAAUGCAGUGAAGCCGGGCGUCCGAGGAGAUAUUUAAAUGUUGAUAUCAAGUCUUUGUCAGAUAUCGUGGCAGUGAAUCGAUUUCUUCACAGCACCUCUGAGCGGAUGGAGUGAAUUGAGCAAAAAGGGGAGAGAGACAGACCGCAGUUUGGUUGCGUGUGAUGAUAGGAGACACAAUGACGCUCUUGUCUCUUCUGGGUCGGAUCAUGCGUUAUUUUCUCCUCAGGCCGGAGACAUUGUUUCUGUUGUGCAUCAGUCUGGCGCUGUGGAGUUACUUUUUUCACACGGACGAGGUGAAAACCAUCGUCAAGUCCAGCCGGGACGCCGUGAAGAUGGUGAAGGGGAAAGUGGCGGAGAUGAUGCAGAAUGACCGCCUGGGAGGCCUCAGUGUCCUGGACGCAGAGUUCUCCAAAACCUGGGACUUCAAGAACAACAACGUCGCGGUGUACUCCAUACAGGGGAGGCGAGAUCACAUGGAGGAUCGCUUCGAGGUGCUCACCGACAUCACCAACAAGAGCCACCCGUCCAUUUUUGGCAUAUUUGACGGUCACGGUGGAGAGGCUGCAGCUGACUACGUGAAGGCCCACCUGCCAGACUCCCUGAAACAGCAGCUGCAGGCCUUUGAAAGAGAGAAGAGAGAGAGCACUCUCUCUCACAGCAGCAUCCUCGAGCAACGCAUCCUGAGUGUGGACCGAGAUAUGCUGGACAAGCUCUCUGCCAAUCACGAUGAAGCAGGAACAACUUGUCUAGUAGCGCUGCUGUCAGACAGAGAACUCACAGUGGCAAAUGUUGGAGACUCUCGUGGUGUGUUGUGUGACAAAGAUGGGAACGCUGUUGCACUUUCACAUGACCACAAGCCAUACCAGCUCAAAGAGCGCAAGAGGAUCAAGAGAGCAGGUGGUUUUAUCAGUUUUAAUGGAUCUUGGAGAGUCCAGGGAAUCCUGGCAAUGUCCCGCUCUCUGGGGGACUACCCACUGAAGAACCUGAACGUAAUCAUCCCCGACCCUGACAUCAUGACCUUUGACAUGGACAAGCUGCAGCCAGAGUUCAUGAUCCUGGCAUCAGACGGCCUGUGGGACGCUUUCAGCAACGAGGAGGCCGUUCGCUUCGUCCGCGAGCGUCUGGACGAGCCUCACUUUGGCGCCAAGAGCAUCGUCCUCCAAUCUUUCUACCGCGGCUGCCCCGACAACAUCACCGUCAUGGUUGUGAAGUUCAAAAGUGGAGCUGGAGGGAAUAGUAAGGCGGGGGAGUAGGUCAGAGUCAAGUUGAGAGCUUAGAGAUCAAUGCUUUUCAAAAUAUAUUGGAUGGAGCAACGAGUGUUAUAUCACAGGAGGACUGGAGUAAUAUUGACACAGAACAGAAAAGUUCACACAGAAUAAAGACAGACGCACACAUGCAAAAACACACACAAAAUGUAUCUUUUAUUCGUAGGUUUCUGAAAAGGGCAUUUUAACACAAUACAUAUCUGCUGAUCUGAUGGUGAAUACAUUAAAAAUACUGAAGUUCUUCAAAAGUGGAGUCGAUAUACACAGGCCGACAGCAGACAGGGGAUUUCCUCUUAACCAGCACCCAUUAGACUGUGAUUGAUUUACUACUGUUUACUGUACAUGCACAUGAAUGCUACCGCUUCACUCGAGGCUUUUAAGUAGGGGCUACAAGUAGUGCCUAUUCAAGAGUUACUGUGCAAACACAGGAAGCUACUAAAAAGGUAUUUGCAAGAACACUGCAUUUUGAUGUUGCUCCCAAGUAAUGUAUCCAUCUGUUAUAUUUCUGAGAUGGAAAAUGUUGUCAAAUAUAAAAAGACUCCAGUGGAGCCAUACAUAUAUUUAACUUGAAGUGAUGCUGCUCCUUAAAUCUAACUUUUGAGUAUCAAGAACUCAAUGCCUGUAGACUUGAGAGGAAGAUGUUAACCAUUUACAGUUUCACCAUCUGGCUGCGGUUAGUCUGGAGCAGAGUGGUAGUGCGAAAACCAGUAGAACAAUAUGGAUUUAAAAAGCAACGGCCCCGAUUGUGUGUUGGAACGACUCUGACCAAUCACAAUAGGAGUACUGCUCUGUGGGCUGAAUUAUAUUAAACCCUGAGGCGCUAACACAUCUGUAAGAAGAAAAAGCAGACAAUAAAAACUGUAAGAGAAUGGCAGACCAGUCUUUGGUAAAACAAAAUGUGUCAUUCAAAAGCUUUUUUUUAAGUUAUUGGAUUUAUUUUCUAAAUGCCAUUACUAAUUCAUCAAUUAAAGAUGGAAUACGUAAACACAAUCAGUUAUUGGCUUGGAGCUUGAGGCUUUUUUAUGUCACUUUUUCGUUGAAAGCUGAAACUCCAAAGUUUUAUACUUUUCAAUAGCACAGACGGUUAGUGAUACUCAGAAGAUAGAUUUUGGAUAGACUAUUACUUUAACAUACAACACAUGCACACAGACAGUUAUGUUAAUAAAAAGCACCUUCAGAUGUUUAUUUUUGGAAUGGUAAAUGAUUGCACAUCAGCCAACGUAAACACUGUCUAUCCUCAAUAAUACAAGAGGGUUAUAAUGUAUGUAGAAACUGAUGUAGUUACUGAACUUCACCUCUUGAUACAGCAAUGUUAUUGAGCUAAUGUAAACUAUUCCAUCAAAGUUGUUUUACACCGUCUGAAUCAGGGCAUGUGCUUUGGCUUAUCCAUGUUCAUGAACAAAGUAGUUUGUAUCAAUGAACACUGGUGGCUGCCUUUGACCUGAGAAAUGCACGAAACAGGUGGUGCAUCAAACUUCCACAUCUCUGCUGCCAUCAGAAAAUGACUCAGAUGUGACACAUCAUGAACUGUACAGCCAGAAUGCUAGUAGCUAGAAAUAUAUGCUCCUGAAGCAAUACAACAACACCCUGUUAAGGAAGAAUACAAUAAACCAUUCUUUAUUUGCUACCGUUUAAUGUUCAACUAUGCUGUACUACUGUGUUUUAUGACAUUUGCAUCCAAUGAAAAAAGCCUUUUUUUAAAUUUAAUUUUACCUAAUGCCUUAUUUAUUGUUGAAUUUUUGGUUGUCUGGUGGAUCACCAAACUUCUAUUUGUUUUGUUGUCCUUCUGUACAUGAGCAGAAGUUAACAAUACAUAACUAAUCACUUUAAUUGAUUAGCAGUCAAUUAUCAAACAUGUUGAGCUGUGUAAAAGAAAAGCAGUGUAAAUACAUCCUGUAUGUAAACUCUGUAUUAAACAAACUCUUUCAUCUUCA
Messenger RNA from Eleginops maclovinus (Patagonian blennie), 3558 nucleotides. RefSeq names its product protein phosphatase 1L-like. The record is from RefSeq and is a predicted model, not a curated record. Gene Ontology annotation, biological process: negative regulation of canonical NF-kappaB signal transduction; positive regulation of canonical NF-kappaB signal transduction; peptidyl-threonine dephosphorylation. NCBI's taxonomy places the organism in Eukaryota, Metazoa, Chordata, Actinopteri, Perciformes, Eleginopidae. Gene Ontology annotation, molecular function: protein serine/threonine phosphatase activity; cation binding. Gene Ontology annotation, cellular component: cytosol; nucleus.